Trachemys scripta elegans is the source of this 1980-nucleotide messenger RNA. RefSeq names its product CASC3 exon junction complex subunit (gene CASC3). NCBI's taxonomy places the organism in Eukaryota, Metazoa, Chordata, Testudines, Emydidae. The record is from RefSeq and is a predicted model, not a curated record. The annotation marks the transcript as partial. Gene Ontology annotation, molecular function: RNA binding. The transcript has 5 exons. Gene Ontology annotation, biological process: mRNA processing. Gene Ontology annotation, cellular component: exon-exon junction complex.
AGGUUUGGGAGCCCUCCGCAGCGAGAGCCGAACUGGGCCAACGAGAGGCAAAACAAGCCACCAAGACCCCAGGGCUCUGAUAGCGAUCCGCUGCCGACACGAACCUUCAUCAGCCGGAACUCCACGGGCAUGGGUAGGAUGCCCCCAGCCAGGAACUUUCCAAGGAUGGGUGGCUACAAAGAGAACCGUCCAAGCUACCGAGCUGUGGAAGCAAACAGCCAGCACCUCUCUCGAACAGGGGAGCAGGCUAAACACGAAAGCAGUUACCGGGCAAGGCGUGUUGAACAAGCCCCGGAGAGAGACCCCUCUCCUGAAGCUGAGAUUGCGCAUGUUCAUAGCAGCCCUGUCAAGAAGGAAGAGAUCAUUUUGGAAAGUCAGACCCCAAGUACAGAUUCUGUACAGCCACCACCAGAUAGACCCAUCGAAAAGAAAUCCUACUCCCGGGCAAGGAGGACCAGGAAUAAAGUUGGCGAUGCAGGAAAGCUGGCAGAUGAAGUCCCGCCUCCAGAAGGAUUGACGCCCGUGCCUCCGAAACCAGUGCCGGUAGUGACGCCCCCUCCGCCUGCAAAGGCCGGUAGUUGGGAGACACCAGUAGAAUCCAGCGUGGAUGGACUCGAACAAGACAUGACUCAGUUGAAUCUAACCGAGCAGACCUGGACCCAAGGACAGCCUCCGUUCAUACAGCCUCGGGAACUUCGGGGUAUUCCUAAUCAUAUGCACAUGGGAGCUGGACCACCUCAGUUUAACAGGAUGGAGGAAAUGGGAGUACAGGGGGGCCGUGCAAAGCGUUACUCAUCCCAGCGUCAGCGGCCACCAGUUCCAGAGCCGGCUCCCCCCAUGCACAUCAGCAUCAUGGAAGGGCACUAUUAUGAUCCACUACAAUUCCAGGGACCAAUCUACACACACAGCGAGAAUCCUGCCCCGUUGCCCCCCCAGGGCAUGAUUGUACAGCCAGAAAUGCAUCUCCCACAUCCAGGUUUACAUCCACACCAGACACCGGCACCUUUGGCUAACCCUGGCUUAUAUCCUCCACCAGUCUCCAUGCCUCCUGGGCAGCCACCCCCGCAGCAGCUGCUCGCACCCACCUAUUUCUCCCCUCCCGGGGUCAUGAACUUUGGGAAUCCCAACUACCCCUAUCCCCCAGGAGCACUCCCACCACCACCUCCUCCCCAUCUGUAUCCCAACACACAGGUGAGCUGGCUAAAGCACGCUUCGGUUGUCUUGAGCAGGAGUUCUUUAAGCAUGGAGCGACGGGAUCCUAUCCUGGAUGGCCUUUGAGACGGCCUGGGGUAGCAGCUGGUCUCCCUGCCAUGUGGGAUUGCUCCCGAGAGGAGGCAACGCGCUAGGUUAUUAAACAGACUUUAAGGUUAAAUCUUAGUAAAGAGCAUGAAUGAGGAAAGCAUCUCGCUUCCUACUCAAUUUGGGGAACAGAAGGAGCCUGAUCCGACCUCCCUGGUUCUCCCACACUGGGACUGGAAUUGGAAUUGUAGUUAUAAGCGCCCUGAUGCCGUGUGGUGGUGGUAUUGUUUGGGCCAAGGAUUUAAAUUCUCUCCCAGGCAAGAGAACUAGGAAAGUGAAGCUGCCUAGAAGCACAUUAACUGGCUGGGUCUGUUCACGGUCCAAGCUAAGCCAGGCUCAGAGAAUUACUGGUUUCUCUUCUAGAGCCAACUUCCUUUGGUUUGUCAAACCAAGACAGCAGGCUGGGCACGGCCUGGUGUUUGUGAUCUCAGCAGUGUGUGAGCCCAAAGGCCACGUUGGGGCCAGGAAAAACCUCUGUGACAUCUCAGUCCCAAAGGGUUGGGAAAGGUUCUUGUGAACUGCUGGAAGCCAGGUGGGGGCUCUCUUUUAACUGCCAGGCCUGUACGUCUACUGACUCAAGUCCUGUAGCCAUAGAGCGUUUGUCUCGCUUGAGGGCCUGACUUUCUGGGGGCGUGUGAGCUUUUCCAGGGCAUCCUGCUAAUGACCGGAGUUGUGGCAGGU